UGUGUUUUCGAACUUACAUGUUGAAGAAAAGUGACACUGCCCGCGUUAAUAGUGAAUAUCUGAAUAUUAUGUAAUUAUUUCUUUUUAUGACAUGAAAUAUCGAUUCCCGUAACGCAUUGAAACUAUUCGUGAAGUAACUGUGACGUAACUAUAACCGUUUGUUAUUGUGUGCAAGUUAGUGUGACCCGCUCGACAUUGUUUAUAAACAUGUGGCCUUUGAGAACGAAAUUUGCAGAUAGAAUGGUGAAGUGUCAGAAUUCUGUUUCCCGUAGCUGUAGUUCUGCGUUCGUGCCAAAGCACAAUCCAGUCAGUGUGGAAGAUUUUAGCAAACUUGUUACGUUCAUUGAGACGUCGCAGAAGAUUGCUGUGCUUACUGGAGCAGGAGUAUCGACGGAAAGCGGCAUUCCUGAUUAUCGCUCGGAAAAUGUUGGCUUAUACGCUCGCUCAUCUUCGAGACCCGUCCAGUUUCAAGACUUCUUGAAAAGUGCUGAAGUUCGUAAAAGGUAUUGGGCUCGCAACUUCAUUGGGUGGCCCAGAUUUUCGUCAUUUUCGCCCAAUGCUACGCACUACGCUCUACGUGAUUUGGAGGUGAUACACCAGAAAAUUGGUUGGGUUGUUACUCAGAACGUAGAUGGCCUUCAUACGAAAGCCGGAAGUAAUAAUGUUGUUGAACUCCAUGGCACGGCAUAUAGAGUAAUUUGCCUAAACUGUGACUAUAAUGUCAGUAGAAACACAUUCCAGGAAAUUCUUCAACAAAUGAAUCCAAAUAUGAAAGCUUCCACGAAAGUCAUACGACCAGAUGGUGAUGUUGAACUGACUCAGGAUGAAGCAGAAAUUUUCCGAGUCCCAGAAUGCCCGUCAUGCGGAGGCAUACUUAAACCAGACAUCAUAUUUUUCGGUGAAAAUGUUCCAAGAAUGCGUGUAGAAACUGUAAAAAGUAUUGUGGAAGAUUCUGACUCCUUACUAGUAAUAGGCUCAUCACUUUCUGUUUUCUCGGGGUUUAGAAUUGUCCUGCAAGCUGCUGAGCUGGAGAGACGUAUUGCAAUUAUAAAUAUUGGCAAGACAAGAGGAGACAGCUAUGCACAUACAAAACUCAAUGGCAGGUGUGGAGACAUUGUACCAAGACUGUUAGAUCUUUUGUGCUGUUUCAGCAAGUAGCAUUUUUGUCACUGGUAACUAAUGUUUUUGUAGAGACAUAUUGAAAUAGACACGUUUGACUGUUUAA
This is a messenger RNA of Schistocerca serialis cubense, 1225 nucleotides long. It is a transcript of the gene Sirt4, whose product is annotated as NAD-dependent protein deacylase Sirt4. Gene Ontology annotation, molecular function: NAD+ binding; NAD-dependent protein lysine deacetylase activity. Lineage: Eukaryota; Metazoa; Arthropoda; Insecta; Orthoptera; Acrididae. The transcript has 2 exons. The coding region runs from base 208 to 1158 and encodes 316 amino acids. The record is from RefSeq and is a predicted model, not a curated record.